Messenger RNA from Ipomoea nil (Japanese morning glory), 2040 nucleotides. RefSeq lists its product as uncharacterized. Gene Ontology annotation, molecular function: nucleic acid binding; RNA-DNA hybrid ribonuclease activity. The record is from RefSeq and is a predicted model, not a curated record. Lineage: Eukaryota; Viridiplantae; Streptophyta; Magnoliopsida; Solanales; Convolvulaceae. Bases 1 to 2040 code for a protein of 679 amino acids. The transcript has 6 exons.
AUGAUGCUGGCUUUGGGUUUUGAUGUUCGAUGGGUGCAGUUAAUCAUGAAAUGUGUAUCUACAGUCUCGUAUAAUUUAUUGAUGAAUGGCGCUAGAAGUGACCCUAUUAUACCCACAUGUGGUUUAAGGCAGGGGGACCCAUUAUCUCCAUAUCUUUUUAUUAUUUGUGCAGAAGGCCUUUCUCUGUUAUUACAGCAGGCUCACAGGGGUUUGAUCCAUGGAUGCAGAGUGGCAAGAGGUGCUCCCCCAAUCUCUCAUUUGUUUUUCGCUGAUAAUAGCCUUCUGUUUUUUAAAGCUAAUGUUGAAGAGGCCAGUGAGAUUAAGAGGUGUCUAUCGGUCUAUGAGGAUUUAUCUGGGCAAGUGGUUCUGGGAGUUGACCAAGCUCCUAAUUUUGGCAAGUAUUUGGGACUCCCCUCAUUUGUAGGGAGAAACAAAAAGGCAGCUUUUGCGUAUAUAGAGGAUAAAAUCCGGCAAAGAAUUGGGUCAUGGAAUAAGAGGUUAUUAUCGCAGGCAGCGAUUGAGAGGACAAUGAAUCGGUACUGGUGGGACUCGGGAACUGAUAGACAAAUACAUUGGAAGGCUUGGGACAAACUGUGUGUUCGUAAGAAAUUUGGGGGUUUGGGAUUCAAGGAUUUGCGUGCUUUUAAUCUGGCUAUGUUGGGAAAACAGGACGACCAAGACCCUAUGGUACAAACGGAGAUGCCAGUACAGUUACAGGAUGCCAAAGUGGUGGGAUUGAUUGAUCAGCAAACUCGGACAUGGGAUCUUUCGAUUUUAACUGAUCUUUUUCAUCCUGGUGAUGUGGCGAAUAUUCUAAAAAUACCAGUUUCUCCAGAUUAUGAUGACACUUGGUAUUGGCCUGGGGACCCGAGAGGAGUUUAUUCUGUGAAAGACGGUUACAGAUUAAUAGUUGGUAAUUAUGGGAAUGAGAGUGGGACCUUUACAAAAUGGUUAGCCUUGUGGAAACUCAAAAUCCCCCCAAAAUGGAGAAUGUUCCUAUGGAGAGCCAUUUGUGAUAUACUGCCUACCACCUCUAACUUGCUUAUAAAGAGGGUUGAAGUGAACCCAUAUUGUGCCAUGUGUGGAAUAUCUCAAGAGGACACUAUGCAUGCCUUGGUGUUAUGUGAACUUGCAAAGAACAUUUGGGACCGAUCCAACCUUCCAAUCCCCAAUAUUAUGACGAAUGGCGGUUUGGAAUGCGCUAUUACCACGACCACAAGCCUUGCUGGCAGCCGCGACCAUGGCAAUGCAUGCAUGGAAACACGCAAAUCCGCCGGUAGCUCAAAGCCACGCAGCACUGCCGCCUACGCAAUCUCCUCAUCUUGGCGGUCAGGCGCCGUUCGGGCUCACAAUGCUGUACAGGAGGAGCCAUCAAGGAGGCUUUGUCGAAUCGAUGCUGGGUUUAUGCAAAAUACGGGCAAGGCUACGGUUGGGGCAAUCCUCUUAGACAUGAAUGGAGGCUAUGUCUCGGCCUUCAGUGCACCACUCCCGGAUUGUUUUUCACCUCUUAUGGCCGAGGCAUUGGCAUGCAAGGAGGCCUUGUCAUGGUUAAAGGACCGAGGGGAGCAGAACAUCGAGAUAUAUACAGAUUGUUUAAUGCUACAACGUUAUCUUACUACAUCACCUAUUACGUUUCGCACUUACGACAGCUAUGCCAUUGAUGCAUGCAGAGCAGUUACAGCUUAUUUUCAGUUUUGUUCUUUCCACUUUAUUUCUAGACUAGACAAUUUUAUAGCUCAUGCUUUAGCUACUUCAGCAUAUCAGCAAUCGGUUGCUAUAUGUUCUUUCUUCGAGUUCUACUAUGAAAGAAUACAGCCAAACAGGUACCAAGAAAGCAAAGACAACCCUGAUGACAAAAGUGGUGUGAAAGCACUGCAUGCCUGCAGUGCAAAUACCGCCACUGUCCCCAGAAAUCAUCCCUUGUCUCUUGUAAAGAUAAGCUUCAAAGUCCCCAAAGAUGAAGGAGCUAAUGGGUAUAUUAAUCACCAAAAUUCUUGGCCCCAAAGAGCUAGCUUAGUGGUGGUGGAGACUGCAACGUAA